Molecule: messenger RNA, 2638 nt
Organism: Sipha flava (yellow sugarcane aphid)
Lineage: Eukaryota; Metazoa; Arthropoda; Insecta; Hemiptera; Aphididae
Exons: 5
Coding region: 1302-2360 (352 amino acids)
Source: RefSeq, a predicted model, not a curated record
UGUAAUUCAAUAAAAUUGAUAAAAAAAACUUGAUUUUCCAAAAAAAAAAAAGAGUUAUUAGCCCUUUUUUACAUAAGUAACUUGUACCUAUCAAAAAAAAUUCUCAUGUGUGACUAUAGCCCUAUAAGCCACACCCGUUCGCACGUCUAUGAUAAAUAUGUAGAAACUAUAAUAUACGAUAAUUAUUGUACAUUGUAUCGCUCCGGUGUGUGUUCCGACUAACCCUUAAGCCCUCUGCACUCGACUGACACGUGAUGCCGACGUGUGGGCGAUUUAAAUGAUAUACGAGAUAAGGGCGAUAUGUACGAUUACGGGUGUGCGCACUGAGCGAUUGUCGUCCAAUUAUCAUUAUCAUUGUUUAGCUUAUAUAUCAAUUGAUUAUUGUCAAUGGUUUUUUGAUACAAUUCAAAAAUAAAUAAAUAAAUAAGGUUUUACCCAAUUAAGAUAAGAAUUUUAGUUUGAUAAUUAAUUCACUAAAUCGAUUGAUUGAAAUGUUCAGUCAUAAUAGCAAAUUAUUUCAUCAUUUGCUCUUAAAGCUUCUAAAAUUGUAUACAUUUAGAGAGCGGACAAUGGGAUGGAAGACGGGAGUUCAUCCCCGGGCAUAACAUUUUAGAGGGUGUAAUUUUUGUAAUUAUUAACAACCGAUAUGAUAUUUUUAACUUUACUAAAUACUGUUAUUAUGUUAAAACUCAAUAAGUAUGAUUGCAUAUUAAUUAUUAGAAAAACAUUUUCAAGAAGAGGAUUUGAUCAUAGGUCUACGAUAGGGCAUAAUUUUAAUAUUUUCUCGAGACGUGAAAAUUCCUAUAGUUCCACCUCUGCUGGCAUUACACGAUCAAUAAAUUACUGUCAAUAUCUACGAAUCAUGUUGAUCGUGUAAAGUCCGUUCUGGUCCUUUAGAUAACGGACCGUGCAGAGCAUUAUAGGACACUGGUACUACGUAUCAGUCUUUUAAUCGAUUUGAAUAAUAAAAUUAUAAUAAAACAUUAAAAAAAAUGUUAUGGCUGAAAUGCUAUCGACGAAGAAGAGUCGUAGUAUGCAAACGGUUGCUACUAUAAAAUGUACUAAAAAUAAGUAAUAAGGAGCGAGAAUUUUAGUUUCCCGUAAACCAUCAACUUGACUAUUCCAGUUGUUUCAAACUUACGGCGAUACAUUACAACACAUAAACAUACCUCUCUGUGCACCGUUGUUCCCGAUCGGCUCGUACAACCUUUCCGGCUGAUACUUCAGGAAGCACGAGAGCUACUAAAGUACACUAUUGCUAUAAGUAGGUACUUAGCUAGUAUACUAGAAUACGAGACGUCAUGAAUUCACUACCAUACGCAUCGGUAUGGGACCUGGGCCUGCCGGCAACACCAGCAGACAUGAGUCCUGAGAACAUGGACUAUGGCCUCAGCGACAUGGUCAGGGCCGGUUACUUGGCAAAACUGCGCGAGACACUAAUGUCCAACAUAAGAGAAAACACUGCGAGUGACCGCGGUUCGGCUGAAGACGAAACGGUCGAAAUGUUCGUGGAAAAGUGUUUGGGCGAUAUAGAAAAGGAUGCAAUAAGGAAAUGCAUGGUUGCGGAGAUCUAUUGCGAAGUGAUGCGUAAAACGAUAGAUGAGGUGAACAGCUGCACGGGCACAUCAACGAUCCACGACCGACUGAUGACGACCAUCAUAGCGCAAUCGGACAGUAAAAAUCGUGAAACCGCAUCGACGGUGGAGGUCGCUGUUGUCAAUGUCGAGGAGAGACAACAGAACUCCUGUGGCGACGCGUAUCUACUUCAGUUCCCGACGCAAGCACAAGUCUUCGAUCAACAGGAUGAGCAAAGCAUUAUGGCACUAGCCAUCGAAAAUUUUAAAUGCACAUCAAUGUUUCCGGGAUCAACAACGGAAGACUUUGUGGACCCGAGUACCGUGCGACCCGAGAUGAUUAACAUCGUCAAAAAUGAUAAAAAUCUCAGCGCUAUGGUGGCUACGACGCACGAGUUCAGAAGGAACAUGAAAAGACUACCCCAAGCCAUGCGAGCUCGGAUAAACCAGGAGCUGAACAAUAUGCUUGGUAACUGCCCUAAUCCCAGGUAUCAACCAAUAUUCCUGUCCCUGGAAGAGGAACGGAUCAUCUCCUAUGAAAGGAUCAUGCUGUUGGUCUCAGACCGCAUGAGACCAUAUUUUGAACACGGGCAAUUCACCAAAUCCUCCGAAUUUGAGAUUCUCGUCCAACUCAUAUCAAGGACCUUGAUGAAUAGCGCCAGCGAUCCGACUGAAAGCACGAUAAACAAAAUCAUAGACGGUUUUUUCACCGGUCACCCGUUCAAAACCGUCGAUCAGUUCAUAGCCACCAACCGUUAUUUUUUCCAACCGGAUCGGCCGUUAUAACGGUUCAAACCAAAUGACGUCUCGAUAAUAUACACCGAAAUAUUAGUACACACAUACCGUUUUUGAUAUUAUGACAUGCAGCAAUGGCUUUCAUUGCAUUACUGCUUUGUACGUCAACUAAGAUGUUGUGAAACGCACAAGACUUUGCCGGUUGGCUUGGCUGUGACAGCACAUUAAUAAGGCCCGUUGGCCUAAAUUAAGACGACAAUUAUUUAUUGUUCCUAUUGUAUAUAUGUAUUUAUAUAUUUUGUUAAUGUUUUGUAUAAUAAAACCACGUA